GUUGUUGUAGCGAUUAUUGUGUGUUGACAUACAGCGUGCUUGGCGACCCAGUACAAUUUUGUCACUGGAACGGUACGGAUACGAGUAACGGAAGUGCAGUGCAGUGAAAUUUUUAUUGUAUGAUAAAUAAUUUUUUUUUUUAUAUUCUCACAAGUCGCUGAAAUUGUUCGCUUAAGUUGAAGUGCUCUUUGUGAUUUGUAAUUAAUAAAAUUUUUUUUUAAUUUACUUCACAAUAAUUAGUGCAAAUAUAAAUAAAUCAUUAGAAAAAUGCCUGCCAAAGUGCAAACACCCACUCAGACGCAAAUUGCUGAACUACGAAAAUUAUUCAAUGAGAAAUAUGAACAAAGUCCACCCAAAGUGCCUUUCCAUCAUGCCGAUCUCCAGCGCAUACGCAACGCAGACAUAUGGCUAACACGUUUCCUUGAAAUGUACGACUUGGAUAUGCAAGUUUCGCUAGAUAAGCUCUGGGAUACGUGUAUAUGGCGCCAAGAGUACGGCACAAAUGAACUGAACGAAAAUAAUUUAGUGAAAGAAUACCUCAACGAUGGCGUAGUAUUUGCGCGCAACAAAGAUUUAGAUGGAAAAUCACUGCUCAUAUUCCGUACAAAAAUACACGUGAAAGGUACAAAGAAUAUGGAUGAAGUGAUACGCGUCGUUGUCUAUUGGAUCGAACGUAUACAGCGCGAAACGAAUUUAGAUCAAAUGACAAUCUUCUUCGAUAUGGCUGGCACUGGCGUAUCCAGUAUGGAUAUGGAUUUUGUCAAGCGCAUUAUCGAGACGUUCAAACUUUACUAUCCAAAUGCGCUAAAUUACAUAUUAAUUUACGAAAUGGCUUGGGUACUAAAUGCUGCUUUUAAAAUCAUAAAAGGUUUUCUGCCAGCCAAAGCCUUGGAAAUUCUCAAAAUGAUAUCGAAAAAGGAUAUAAAUCAGUAUAUUGAUAAAGCUAAUUGUCUUGCCAGUUGGGGUGGCAAUGACCUAUACGAAUUUAAAUUUGUGCCAGAAAAGUUACAGAGACCUACAACAUUGACUGUGAUAAGUAAUGGAUCAGUGCCAACGCCACCAGUCAGCCCAGAUACGCCAACUGGCUACGAAAAGAAGGUACACUUUGCCAACAAUAACCGAAUGUACGCAGGUUCAGAAAUGCCGGAAUGUGAGCGGGUAUAUCAAAACCAAGAUCCAGCAAGUACAAUGCUACGGAUUUCCCCAAACGAUAAUGUGUACUUCAAUCGGGGCGAAAAUAAUGAGAUUGUUGUAGAGCUCACAUGUAUCGGAAAGCAGCCCAUAACUUACAAGAUUCAAACCACAUCACCAGAGAAAUUUCGAGUGCGACCACGUUGUGGUUAUCUGGCACCGUCUGAGAAGGCGUUUGUAAAUAUUUUGUUGAAGCAGGACUAUCAUUUGGGUGAGUCACCGAAGGAUAAAUUUCUAGUUAUGUGCAUGCUAGCCCCUGUGGGUAUAGAACCAUCACAGCAAAGCAUGAGUGAGGCAUGGAAGAUGAAGCCUCAAGCGAGCAGUGAUAUAGAACAGCACCGUUUAACUUGCAAUUACAAAGGUAGCACAAGUGGCGCAAGUACCCCAUGUACAUGUGGCAGUCCAGAUGAAGGUUUUUCUUCUACCAAAGGCACCACGACUUCAGAUCUUUCUACCCAAGCCAAACUCUUAGAGAGCCAAUUGAGAUUUACACAAAUACUUCAAUGUAUUACGCUCGUAUUUUUACUCGGUUUAUGCGUUGCAGUAGUAUAUCUGUUGAAAACGCAACUCAAUCAAUUGAAUGCAUGUGUUGGCGAUGAAGAAUGCAGCGCUUCGACUGCUGGUGGACAUUGUCCGGGCAAAAAUCUAUAAUAUUUACUUUCAAAAUGCAAUUUGACCAAACAGCACCUGCUGGUGCACACUGCCGCUGAGAGGCUACG
Messenger RNA from Ceratitis capitata (Mediterranean fruit fly), 1910 nucleotides. Its product is annotated as motile sperm domain-containing protein 2. The transcript is spliced from 7 exons. Bases 268 to 1842 code for a protein of 524 amino acids. The record is from RefSeq and is a predicted model, not a curated record. NCBI's taxonomy places the organism in Eukaryota, Metazoa, Arthropoda, Insecta, Diptera, Tephritidae.